Camelina sativa (false flax) is the source of this 549-nucleotide messenger RNA. The record is from RefSeq and is a predicted model, not a curated record. NCBI's taxonomy places the organism in Eukaryota, Viridiplantae, Streptophyta, Magnoliopsida, Brassicales, Brassicaceae.
AUGAAGCUUGAUGACAAGAUCGAACGUAUUCUGAAGGGACUUCCUGACGAUUAUCGACGUGUGGUUGAUCAACUGGAGGGUCGUGAAAGCUCACCGGCUCUUCUCGAAGUUUUGGAGAAGAAGAUCAACCAAGAGAACAAGUUAAAAGCCGCGUUGGUCUCUUCUUCAUCCCUACCAGUGACUGCUAAUGCGGUCAAUGUUCGUGGUCAUCCUAAUAAUCGUGGUCAGUCCCGAUCGAAUCAUCGUAAUGGUCCGACUUGGCAGCAACAACUGUUUCAACCUCGUCACAUGCCACAACGAAGUUAUCAAGGUCGAUGUCAAAUUUGUGGUGUUCACGGACACAGUGCAAGAAGGUGCUCGCAACUUCAAUUUCAAGGUGGCCAAUAUCCUUCACUCUCUCUGUCUCUGAUGGCUCCAGUGCCAUGGCAACCACGAGCUAAUCUGGCUAUGACGGGUUCUCCAUCACCUAACAACCCUUCACUGCUCGAUUCCGGUGCUACACAUCACCUUACCACCGACUUGAAUAAUCUGGCUCUCCAUCAACUCUAA